Messenger RNA from Python bivittatus (Burmese python), 1061 nucleotides. NCBI's taxonomy places the organism in Eukaryota, Metazoa, Chordata, Lepidosauria, Squamata, Pythonidae. The record is from RefSeq and is a predicted model, not a curated record.
AUGGAACCGCCUGAGGUUUGGGUCCCCUACAGCCGGCCGGCCCGCCGGACCCAGUGGCUGGUGAGCGCUUUGGCUUACCACUACGGGCUGGACCGGGGGGUGGAGAACGAGAUCAUCGUGCUGGCCACGGGCUUGGAUCAGUACUUGCAAGAGAUCUUCCACCACUUGGACUGCGAAGGCGAAGGCAAGAUCCCCGGCGAGGAUUUCCAGACCCUCUGCCUGGUGCUGGGGCUGCAGGACGACGACGAGGCGGCCGCCGACCCGGAGGAAUGCGCCGGCCUCUGCGAGAACCUCUCGCCCCCGCCGGGCCAGGGCGCCGCGGGGGUGACCAGGCUGCCUCUGGGCAAGGAGAGCGAGCACAUCGAGACCCAGAUCCGCCUCCGCAGCCCGCUGCGCCGCCGGCGGGAGCAGGCUGCGGCGGGAGGCAGGGCGGCGGGCAGGGACUGUCCUCGCAGCAGCAGCAGCGUCCGGACGUGCUCCUCCCCGCCGCCCGGAUCGUGCUCCCGGGAGUGCUACGAAGAGAUCGUGGCGCUGGAGCAAGCGGAGGAUCGCAUCGUCAAGCUCGAGGACGAAAACGCCAGCCUGCGCGAGCUAGUGGAGGACAUGAGGGCGGCUUUGCAGAGCAGCGACGCCAGGUGCUUGGCGCUCCAGGUGGGAUUGUGGAAGAGCCAUGCACAUCAUAAGAAAAAUGGGACUUGCUUUAUAGGCAACCGGAAACAACAGGUGAACAAUAGAUUUCAGACUUCCAAGUGCCUUCAGAGUGUUCUAAAGGAGGUUGAAUUAAUCCGGAGUUCUAGGGAUGGACAAAUUGAAGAAGCAAUUAGGUUUAAUCAAGAACUGGAAAAAGAACUAAGGAAUUCUCAUGAAGCCCUCAUAGCCCUGGAAGAUUGCAACCACAGCUUAAAGAGAGAGCAGGCAGAAAUGAGGAAGAAAGUUGAAGAAGCAAGAUGUGUUAUCCUUAACAGCCUUGGAAAAGUAAAGGAGCUAGAAACUAAAGCCCAUAAAGUAUCCCAACUGCAGAUCUAUAUCCAGCAGCUAGAAUCUGAGCUACAGUAUUAUAG